Molecule: messenger RNA, 3376 nt
Organism: Danio rerio (zebrafish)
Lineage: Eukaryota; Metazoa; Chordata; Actinopteri; Cypriniformes; Danionidae
Gene: stk11ip
Product: serine/threonine kinase 11 interacting protein
Cellular component (GO): cytoplasm
Source: RefSeq, marked inferred
CGCCGUACCUUUAAGAAACAAGAUCAUAUGACCGUUACCAUCAGGAUGUCAACAAACGUGAAAGGGAAUUUAGCUGAACUAAUGCCAUGAAUCUUAAUGCUUGUUCAAAAUUGAGCUUAAUCUUAAUUGUGACUACGAGUCACGUAUUUUUGGAAACAUAAGGAUGUCAUCCACUCAGGCUGGUCAGUCAAGGGUUGUACACAGACUUGCCACAUUACUGCGAAAUAAUGGUGACUCUGUACUGGAUGGUUCCAGCACGCUCACUCUGCAAGUGGGAUGCUUACAGCACCUGACACAACUCUUCGAGCGGCACCUUCUUUCACGCACACAUCAGCAUGGUUUUCUGGCUCUGCCUUCGCACCCAGCAGACACUGCCUCCCUGCUGGAAGUCCAAUUUCUAUUUGACAUGCUGCAGAAGACAGUAUCACUCAAGCUUGUUAAUCCACCUGGUGUGAAACUACAAUAUGUUGUGAAAAUAUUCCCUUUCAAGUCCCUCAAACACUUAGAGCUAAAGCGCAUUCCUCCUCAUUGUCUGGAGGGUCUUAGAGGAGUGUAUUCUCAGUUGGAAGUGUUUACUUGCUCAAAAGGUGUCAGCUCUCUAGAGGAGCUUCUUUCUUUGUGUGGAGGAGAUCUCAGUUCAGCUUUACCCUGGUUAGAACUUCAAACCCUUAAUUUCAGUUACAAUUCCAUUUCCUGUCUCGACGAGUCACUAAGUCUAUUAAACGUGCUGAAGUGGCUAGACUUAAGCCACAAUAAGAUAGAAGACUGUGCUGAAUUUUUAAAGCCACUUACUGAACUGGAACACCUGAAUUUAGCUUAUAAUAACCUCCAGAGAGCACCUGUGCUGGGCUUGAGUGCUCAAGCCAAACUCACCACCUUGAUCCUUAGAAACAAUGAGCUGGAAACAAUCAAUGGGGUGGAACAGUUGUCGUCACUUCAGUGUCUUGACCUGGCUUAUAACCUUCUUAUGGAACACUCUCAGCUGGCUCCUUUGUCUCUCCUUCAUAAUCUCAAUACACUCCAGCUGGAUGGCACCCCUCUGUCCCAGUCUGAUCUGCUGCUAAUACCUAAACCCGGACAGUUGGUUGGCCAGCUGUCCCAUACUUCUUUAGUUGCUAUGGCACAAGACCAAGAUGGGCAGGAUGUGUCCAGUGGUGGAGGGGACAUGACUGAUAGUCUGUCUGUUUCAGGAGCAACCCGAGUUCGAAAAAAGAAACAAAAAAACAAGGUGAAGGUGAGGAGAGCCAGUAUUUCAGAGCCCAGUGACACAGACCAUGAGAUCACAGUCGUGUCUGCUGUACAAGAUAUUGUUCUCCCUCAUAAGGAGGACAUUGAGAGAAUGGACAGUUUUCGAGAGCAGUUGGGAGAAGACUGGCUACGCUACCAGCAUCAUCUUCAUGAUACUCCAGUCAUCCCAUCUUUCCCAGAAGCAGACACUGUAGUGAACACCAACGGUCACUGCACACCACCGUCUCCCCUGCUUAAAACUCACACUCCUCCAACCAGUCUGGUGUUGCUCCCCCCUCCAUUGCUGUCCUCUGAAAUGAAAGAGGAAGAGGCGAAAGAAGAGAUGGAGAGUAGUGAUGUGCAGCCUGAGACCGAAUCCACCCUGCAGUGGUCAGGACACAGUCCCCUGAACACUGAAUCUACGAUUGAGACAAGUCUUGGAAACACUCAGGCUGCAACUGAUGCAUACUCUGACCCACAACCACCACCAGAGGAGGAUGAGGACGAUAGAGGAGUGGACCUAUGCAGGCCAAUGCUGGUGGGACUGCUGUCAGAGGAUCUGGAGACAGAUCAGAAAAGAGUCUCUGAACCACUCUUCCUACGAGUGCGGCAGGGCCACCUGCUGGAGGUGGAUAUGCACCAGGGGUGUGUUAAAACACGAGUGGAACUAGACAGUCUGCGAGAUGUGGUGACCACUGAGGCUCUCUGCACAGUGGAGAAGGUGAAUGAGACUCAACCAUCCGUGGAGCUCCAUUUUCGCUACAUUAGUCGUGAGAGGCGUAAACGUUGUUACAUAAUGCUGGAUGACAAGCCUCAGGAAUCGUUACAGGUAUUGGCAGAAGUUCUCUUAAGAGUUGUGGAAGAAAACAAGCAGCAGGUGGAUGAUGAGAGACCAGAGACCAUUUGGCUGCAGUGCCUGAAGUGUCAAGCUGAAUUCUGCCAGCCGGCCAAUGAGUCAGACAACAGCCUUAACCACCUGGAUGAGCAAGGAAAUAACAAGUGCACUGUCAUCUGCUCAGAGUGCAAUAGCGAUCAUGUGGUUCAGUUAGCUGCCCAAUCAACUCCUUCCACCAGUACACCAUUUGAACAAAAUGGUGAGAGAUACUUUACUUUUGAUGACCGGGAUAAUGCUGACCAUCUCCAGCACAGCGAGGUCCAGAAUGAAGCUGAGCAGAGAACCUCUCCACUAAUCAACUUCAGCAUAACUGAUGGAGAAGCGCAAAGUGACUCAGAGGGAAUGAAGGAGAACUUGGCUGACAAAUCCUGCUGCAACAGCUAUGAAAAGCAGGCACUGCUGUCACCAAAGUAUACCGGAGGACCAAACACUGCUCAGUUUGACCUGCUUUCAGAAGCUGUGGAUCAUCGGCUUCAACUAUUCCUGGAUGUGGAAGUGUUUGGGGGAGAAGAGGAGCUUCGCUGCUUUUUAAAGAUGUCAAUUGUGAAGUUUGGAGAUGCAGUGGAGUUCCAUUCCCUCAUGGUUGUGUCAGACCAAUACAUCUACAUCUUAGAAAUCACCUCACAGUCUGAAGGGCAACCUUCAGACUGGCUGCGGAAAAGAGAAAGUCAUCAGUUGUGUGAGCUCAGCUAUCUGGAGGUGGGUUUGGGUUCUCAGACUAUACACCUGGAGUUUGGCGAAGGGGAAGCAGCGUACACAUUACUUGUGCGAAACAGCGCCCGCUGCAAAUGGUUUUUCAGCAAGCUUACAGAAGUUGCAAGGGAAUUGGCCCCCAAGUCUGACAGCAAGCUGAAGGGAAUCUCCACCACUCGACUCAACCCACAGCACCACCUCUGGCGCCUAGUCUGUGAAGACAGCCUUCCAUGUGAUGAAGAAAGCCACCCUCCUUUCCGCUACCUCUUAGCAUUCCUUCAACAAGAUGAAUCUUUGGACUCUGUGAGUGUACUUGCUACCAAAGAAAUGCUGUUUCUCCUUGAUGAAGACCACCAAUGGAGCAAGAGCCAACCUGGAGGCCAGAUAAGCAGUGGGACAGUGACCAUACAGGAAACUCAGCCAAUCAGUUGUUUGGCCAAGGAAGAAAAGACAUGGUCUUUAAAUGCUGAAGAUGAAGAGCUCGUACAAGACCUGGUUGGUUGGAUAACAAAUCAGUGGGAAACUAUGUUUGGCGUCAAACUGGCUACAAUCAAGCGGUAA